Messenger RNA from Nothoprocta perdicaria, 1102 nucleotides. It is a transcript of the gene SLC10A4, whose product is annotated as solute carrier family 10 member 4. Gene Ontology annotation, cellular component: membrane. Gene Ontology annotation, molecular function: bile acid:sodium symporter activity. NCBI's taxonomy places the organism in Eukaryota, Metazoa, Chordata, Aves, Tinamiformes, Tinamidae. The transcript has 3 exons. The coding region runs from base 1 to 1080 and encodes 359 amino acids. The record is from RefSeq and is a predicted model, not a curated record. Gene Ontology annotation, biological process: bile acid and bile salt transport.
AUGGCGCUGAGCUCAGCRCAGCCGCCCACCGGCGGCCCCGACAGCGUCCCCGGGGAGGGCGCGCUGAGCCGGGGCCUGAGCGUGCUGGUGGGGCUGGCGCUGUGCGUGACCAUGCUGGGGCUGGGCUGYGCCGUGGAGCUGGCGCAGCUGGGCGCGCAGCUGCGGCGCCCCGUGGGGGUGCUGCUGGCGCUGCUGGCGCAGUUCGCGGCCAUGCCGCUGCUCGCCUUCCUGCUGGCGCUGCUCUUUGCCCUGGACGAGGUGGCGGCCGUGGCCGUGCUGCUGUGCGGCUCCUGCCCCGGCGGCAACCUCUCCAACCUCAUGUCGCUGCUCGUCGACGGGGACAUGAACCUCAGCAUCAUCAUGACGGCCUCCUCCACGCUGCUCGCCCUGCUCCUCAUGCCGCUGUGCCUCUGGAUCUACAGCCGCCACUGGAUCAACACGACGCUGGUGCAGCUGCUGCCGCUGGGCGCCGUGAGCCUCACGCUGGCCAGCACCCUGCUGCCCAUCGGCCUGGGGGUGCUCAUCCGCCACCAGCGCCCCCGCGUCGCCGACCUCCUCGUCAAGGUUUCCCUGUGGUCCCUGCUGGUGACGCUGGUGAUCCUGUUCAUCCUCACGGGGACCAUGCUGGGGCCGGAGCUGCUGGCACACAUCCCCGCCGCCGUGUACGCCAUCGCGCUGCUCAUGCCCCUGGCCGGCUACGCGCUGGGCUACGGCCUGGCCACGCUCUUCGCGCUGCCGCCGCACUGCAGGAGGACAGUGUCCCUGGAGACGGGCUGCCAGAACGUCCAGCUGUGCACGGCCAUCCUGAAGCUCACCUUCCCGCCGCAGCUCAUCGGCAGCAUGUACAUGUUCCCCCUGCUCUACGCGCUCUUCCAGGCGGCCGAGGCCGGCCUCUUCGUGCUGGCGUACAAGAUGUACGGGAGGGAGGGCUACAAGCCAGACGCCCUCGGCGAGGAGGAAGACACGGAUAUUUCCUACAAGAAACUAAAAGAGGAGGAGGUGCCCGAUACCUCCUACGGCACCGUGGCCGCGGAGGAGCGYGGCUCUGCGCAGCUGGAGGCGGCGCAGACGGCGCUUUAGCCGGCGCGCGGGGCCGUGGGGC